AAAUCUGUCGGAAGCUGCGCAGUGAUUGGCCCAGGCGCCCGUCAGUUACUGCCGGGCGCAGUUGACUUUUGCUGUUAAGCCUGCGUGAGGAAGGAGGGAGAGCAGAGCUAGUAGAGCCGGGCGGCGCCCUCGGAGCGGAGUGAGUGACCUCUACUUCCGCGCGUCUCGCCGCCCGUUCGGACACUUGCACCGUCGCUCCCCGGAGGGAGCACACAUGCGCAGAUGAUUGGUACAAGAAGGAAAUUUUGAACAGCAGAAAAAGUAAGGCCACUAUCCUUAAAGCCCUUUCAGCUUGAAGCUGAUGGACAUUGUAUGGGCCGGAGGCAGGGAUGGUCGGCUAUGACCCCAAAGCAGACGACAGGAAUAUCUCCAAAUUGGAGGUGGCCGUGUCUGGGUCGGUGUCUGGACUUGUCACUCGGGCGCUGAUCAGCCCCUUGGACGUCAUCAAGAUCCGUUUCCAGCUUCAGAUUGAGCGCCUGUCCCGCAGGGACCCCAACGCGAAGUACCAUGGGAUCCUGCAGGCCGGAAGGCAGAUCCUGUGGGAGGAGGGCCCGACCGCCUUCUGGAAGGGACACAUUCCAGCCCAGCUUCUCUCCAUCGGCUAUGGAGCCGUCCAAUUUUUGUCGUUUGAAAUGCUGACCGAGCUGGUGCACAGAGCCGGCGUGCACAGUGCCCGCGACUUCUCCGUGCACUUCGUGUGCGGCGGCCUGUCUGCCUGCGUGGCCACCCUCGCCGUGCACCCCGUGGACGUCCUGCGCACCCGCUUUGCAGCGCAGGGUGAGCCCAAGGUGUACAAAACCCUGCGGGCCGCCGUGGCCACCAUGUACAGGACCGAAGGCCCCUUGGUCUUCUACAAAGGCCUGAACCCCACCUUGAUCGCCAUCUUCCCCUACGCUGGCUUCCAGUUCUCCUUCUACAACUCCCUGAAGCACGUGUACGAGUGGGUCACGCCGGCCGAAGGAAAGAAAAACGGGAACCUCAAAAACCUGCUCUGCGGCAGUGGAGCCGGAGUCAUCAGCAAGACCCUCACGUAUCCCCUGGACCUCUUCAAGAAGCGGCUGCAGGUCGGAGGGUUCGAGCAGGCCCGAGCCAGCUUCGGCCAGCACGUCUGUAUUGGGAGCUACAAUGUGCUAGGCGUCGUGCUGACAAAAGGAUGGAGCCUCGUCCGUGUUGUACUCCCCUCCCCUCACCCCGAGCGACCUUCUUCUCCCCAGGUUCGAAGCUACCAGGGCCUCCUGGACUGCGCCAGGCAGGUGCUGCGGGAGGAAGGCGUGCCGGGCUUCUUCAAGGGCCUGUCGCCCAGCCUGCUGAAGGCUGCCCUCUCCACCGGCCUCAUGUUCUUCUGGUACGAGUUCUUCUGUAACCUCUUCCACCGCGCGAAGAAGGCGGACAGCUAGCCCUGGGGCCGGAAGGUGGCCUGAGGUCUCUCCCCGAGCGACCUCCUGAAGUAAGACUUGAUCCACCAUCUCUGCUGCACUGAGAGGCGCCGCCUGGUCCCCCCUCCGGCCAGCUGUCCGGAGCAUGACGAGCACCGGGAGGCCGCAGCCUCGACCCCACCGGCUGGAGGCCACCAGGAGGGCAAGGGCUCUCUCCCUGCGGGACCCGGGGAGGACAGGACGUGGUGGGAUCCCAGCCGCUCCAGUCAAGGAGCUUGAAGUCUUCCCUCCGUCUAGCCCGCAGCCUAAGGCAGGUGGGGACCCUUUUUCCUGCCAGGGGCCAUUUGGAUAUUUAUAACAUCACUCGCUGGCCAUUCAAAAUUACCGUCUUAAACAUUAGCCUGCUGUAUUUGGUCAGACAUUGAACUAACUCGCCCCUGAUGCCUUGGCAGGGCCAGACCAAAUAUUUCUUGGGUCUUAUACCUUUCCCACCCCUGGUCUAAGGGGAGCAGCUGCCUGCCCUUAGCCCGUCUGCCUCCAGAGCUCUCCGGACCCUGGUGGGGCCACAGCCUAGGUUGACGGCUGGGACUCGCCAGAGGCAGGGGUCUGGUCCCCACACCUGGGCUCUGGUUCCCGCCAACUUGCUUAAUAGACACUAAGGCUAAAGGCACGUUCCUUACCUUCCCCCUCCACCUUCUCUCCCAGUCACACCUCCCCUGGACACCAGCUGUGCCCGGCCGUCCCCAAAUUCCAUUUUCUCAGGAGUUGCGGGGCUCAGGCAGCUUGGCUUC
Messenger RNA from Myotis lucifugus (little brown bat), 2167 nucleotides. RefSeq names its product solute carrier family 25 member 19 (gene SLC25A19). Gene Ontology annotation, molecular function: thiamine transmembrane transporter activity. Lineage: Eukaryota; Metazoa; Chordata; Mammalia; Chiroptera; Vespertilionidae. The transcript has 8 exons. Gene Ontology annotation, cellular component: mitochondrial inner membrane. The coding region runs from base 330 to 1397 and encodes 355 amino acids. Gene Ontology annotation, biological process: thiamine pyrophosphate transmembrane transport. The record is from RefSeq and is a predicted model, not a curated record.